AAUGGCAACACUGCAAUCAGCUGUUCCUACAAUUGUUGUUAACAGCAACGAGGGGCCACAGGUUCACAUCGACAUUUAAAAUGCCACAACUUAAAAAAUCUGAGGAAGAAUUUGAUGUAGUCAAGUACUUUCUACAGCUGCUCGACGAUGAUAAAGACUUAUCUUCUGGCAUUGCGGCCAUCAAAACCCUGCUGAUGAUAUUGGAAAAGAAACAAUUUGGCACCAUACAUAUUUUGCAUACCACAAUGCGGGAAGCUGUAGCUGCCAUGAGGAACACGGAUCUUUCCAUUGCUGCCAUCGUAUCUGCAGGAGAACUAUUUUGUCGUUUUAUAACGCUUAGUUUGGACGACAAGCAUAUGGAAGAGUGUCGCCAAAUUAUGUUGAAUCGAGGCAAAAUCUUUCUUACCAAACUGCUCAAUUCGCGUCAGGUUAUUUCCCAGCAGGCACAACGUUUUAUCAGCGAUGGCUGUCGCAUCCUUACACAUUCGCGUUCCCGCGUUGUCCUCAAUGCACUGAUUGCGGCAUCGAAAAACAAGAAGUCAUUUCACGUAUUUGUCACCCAAGGCGGUGUCGGCAACUCUGGGGAGGAGAUGGUGCAGGAUCUACAGGCGGCAGGUAUUGAUUGUACGCUGAUAUUGGACUCUGCCACCGGCUAUGUUAUGGAAUCCGUAGACUUUGUUAUGGUGGGCGCUGAAGCAGUCGUGGAGAGCGGUGGCAUUAUCAAUCGCAUCGGCUCAUACACAAUGGGACUGUGUGCACGCGAGAUGAAGAAACCUUUCUAUGUGCUCUCCGAGAGCUUUAAAUUUUCUCGCUUGUAUCCGUUAAAUCAACGAGAUCUUCCAAACGAGUAUAAGUACUCGCGCAAGCAUUUAAAUGACGUGUCAAAGGUGCAUCCUCUGGUUGACUACACACCCCCUGCAUAUAUAACGCUACUCUUUACAGAUCUGGGGAUUCUGACGCCAUCGGCUGUAAGCGAUGAAUUGAUCAAAUUGUACAUGUAACCGACAAUAAAAAUGUUUGUCUUGAAUGAAAUA
Messenger RNA from Drosophila innubila, 1034 nucleotides. It is a transcript of the gene eIF2Balpha, whose product is annotated as translation initiation factor eIF-2B subunit alpha. NCBI's taxonomy places the organism in Eukaryota, Metazoa, Arthropoda, Insecta, Diptera, Drosophilidae. Gene Ontology annotation, cellular component: eukaryotic translation initiation factor 2B complex. Bases 81 to 1001 code for a protein of 306 amino acids. The record is from RefSeq and is a predicted model, not a curated record. The transcript has 5 exons. Gene Ontology annotation, molecular function: translation initiation factor activity; guanyl-nucleotide exchange factor activity. Gene Ontology annotation, biological process: translational initiation.